UGGUGCUGUCUUGGAAUCCAAUACCUUUCCGUGAAGCUUCCCAGUCUCUUCAUCGUUUGCCCUCUUUAUAUGUGUUGUUGCAAAAACCAAAAACUCAACACUUGUUAUGUAUCAAUCUGCAACCUGUUUGAAUUCCAAAACGCUUCUGCUGCAGCAAAGAAGAAGAUUGUAAAAGUAAGCUGUCAAUUGAACAGCAGGACGGACACAUGGAUCAACAACAGCAGGGUGAUAAGAAUCUAAGAGUGUUCGUUGGACCCUGGGGAGGAAAUGGAGGAACCGCUUGGGACGACGGGAUCUAUCAUGGUGUCCGUGAGAUCAAGCUUGUAUAUGAUCACUGCAUUGACUCCAUCUCUCUGGUCUACGAUAAGAAUGGUAAAGCUGUGAGAUCAGAGAAGCAUGGAGGCCAGGGAGGCAACAAAACAACACAGAUAAAGCUGCAAUACCCAGAAGAGUAUCUGAUCGGCGUGAGUGGUUACUACUGUCCAGUAGUGCACAGUGGCACUCCUGUGAUCAGAUCAAUGACCUUCAAGAGCAAUAAACAAGUGUAUGGACCUUAUGGAGUUGAACAAGGAACACCUUUCAGUUUCUCAGUAAACGGAGGUCGUAUUGUUGGCAUGAACGGUAGAAGCAGCUGGUACCUUGAUUCCAUCGGCUUCCAUCUCUCACGCCCUAAAUCAACCAAGGUGAUCCAUAAGCUUCGAAAGAAGAUUCACUGGUUCACAAGAAUGGUUGCAUGACAAGGCCUUCUACAUAGAAUAGAAUA
Brassica oleracea var. oleracea is the source of this 763-nucleotide messenger RNA. RefSeq names its product jacalin-related lectin 19. Gene Ontology annotation, molecular function: carbohydrate binding. The transcript has 2 exons. The record is from RefSeq and is a predicted model, not a curated record. The coding region runs from base 207 to 737 and encodes 176 amino acids. Lineage: Eukaryota; Viridiplantae; Streptophyta; Magnoliopsida; Brassicales; Brassicaceae.